AUGCCUUCCCACAUAGCCUGGAAUGUGAAGGUCCAGGAUCAUCCGGGAUCGUCAAGACAAGAUAUUGAUAAUGAGCCGGACUGGAAAAGUGAUCACCAGCAUCGCAUUGGCUUCCGCAAUCGGCAAGAUCGAGUUCCAGGCUUGACGCAUGCCGACGAUGAAGACGAUAGCAAUGUUCCGGAUCUGAUCAAUUCUGCAAGUUCCUCGGAAUCAGAUGACGAGCGACAAUUUGAUCAGAAGGCGAAGAAGAGAUUCGAUGAUCUUAGGUACAGGGAGAAGGAGGGCGAUUUGGUCAACUUCCGAGACAUUAUCACGGACCAGACUGACUUUCACUUGCGAGACUCCAAAGACAGAAGUAUCGGAUGGCGGUACGUACUUCAGGCGACCGAGGAUUGGGUGAAGAACGAGCAAGAGUGGCCUGCAAACAUUAAGAAGCGAGAGCAGGAGGAAGAGAAAGACAAGAAGCAGCAAACUAAUGACAAGCCCACUCCCGCCGAGACAGGCCAGGAGGAGAACGAUUGGAAACGCCAACAGGGCGAAUCCAAGCAUCACGAUGCCUACGCAGCAGAUGACGAGGGCUCGAAUGAUGACCAAGGAGAAAGCUCCGAGUAUGAGAAGCUCCUCGAACGUUACAGUCCUCAAGAGAUUGCCUUACUCAGAGCGUUGCAGCAUGAGAAAGACUACCGCUACAAGCUUCAACAAAACGAUGGCAAGAGGAACAGCCCGCAGACCCACAAUCGCAGCACCAUAUCUAUUGACGAACAAGAUCAGUUCUCGCCUGAUAACUGGCUUCCACGCUCUGAUAAUCUGGUAAGGUUGACAGGCAAACAUCCAAUGAAUGCAGAAGCAGACUUGACAAGGCUAUUCGACGGCGGUUUGAUCACUCCCAACGAACUGCACUAUAUUCGUAACCACGGCGCAGUCCCACGACUUCUCUGGGAAUUUCACGAACUGGAAGUCGAAAAUGGCAAAUUAGUCUUGUCGAUGAAUGAUCUAAAGGACAAUUUUGAACACAUCAAUAUUCCUGUUGUGCUCGCAUGUGAUGGCAACAGGAGAAAGGAGCUGAAUAUGAUUCGACGGUCGAAAGGCUUCAACUGGGGAUCUGGCGCGACUGGCUGUGUGUACUGGAAAGGACCAUUGCUACGAGACGUCUUGUUGGCAGCCGGAGUACAGCCUGGCAGAUACACAGGAGAAGGCAACUUGCGGUGGGUCAACUUCGAAGGAGCAGACGAUCCGAGCGAAGGGAAUUAUGCGACCAGCAUACCUCUGGACUAUGCAAUGGAUCCCUCUAAUGAUGUGCUCCUCGCAAUGUACAUGAACGAUGUACCUCUACCGCCAGAUCAUGGCUACCCCGUACGCGUGCUCAUUCCUGGAUAUGUCGGAGGGAGAUGUGUCAAGUGGCUGAAGAAGAUCUGGGUCACCGACCAUGAGAAUCAAAGCCACUAUCACAUAUGGGACAAUCGAGUACUGCCCAGCUUCAUCACAGAAAAGGAUGGAGAGUUUGCAAACACUAUGUUCGCGCAUCCCGACACCGCAUGCAACGAGCAGAACCUCAAUAGUGUCAUAGUCAAACCCGCCCAGGGCGAGAAGAUCUCUCUCAGCAAGGCCAAGCGAGGACAGACUUACAGAGUCGAGGGUUACGCCUACGAUGGCGGAGGACACGAGGUCCAACGCGUGGAGGUCAGUUUGGAUGGAGGAGAGACCUGGCUCUAUUGCAUCCGCAAGUUUCCCGACUACCCCAUCAGACAUGGCAACAAAUUCUGGGCGUGGUUGCACUGGUAUGUGGAUGUCUCUAUCGUGCAUAUCUUGCAGGCACGAAGUAUUUCAGUGCGAGCGUGGAAUGUGUUCAAGAACACACAGCCAGAGAAGCCGAGUUGGAACACUAUGGGCAUGAUGAACAAUUGCUGGUACGUUGUCAAGCCUGAAUUUCAACAGACAAGGGACGACGACAUGCCGCACAUACUCUUUCGGCAUCCUGUGGAGCCUGGUACUGGCGACGGUGGGUGGAUGAAGCCCAGCGUGGAGAAUCAAAUUGCUACAACCAAGCAACAAGCCGGUACGCCUCAGAAGCAGUUCACAAGACAGGAGAUCGAGAAGCACAGUACGGAGAAUGACUGCUGGUUGGUGGUGGACCAAAAGGUAUACGACUGCACUUCGGUACUUUCGUGGCAUCCUGGAGGGAAAGCUGCGAUUCUAGGUCACGCUGGCAAAGUCCACCAAGAGACCAGUGACGAAUUCGCCAGUAUUCAUGACGGGUUUGCAUACCAGAAGCUGAAAGAGUGCAUCUUAGGGGUUGUCACCGACAAGGCCGCGAACUUCAUCAAAGCCAACGCUGAAGCUUCUGCGAAGGAGAAAGCACAGAGCAGCCAAAAAAGUGGCGACGUCGUACUCCAAAAGCAUAGAUGGGUGCCCGUCAAACUUGUCGAUCGAGAGUCGCUUUCGGAAGAUACCCGAAAAUACACAUUCUGCCUGCCAGAUGAUAUGAAAGACCUCGGUCUGGGUACAUGCCAGCAUAUCCAGCUUGGCUUUCAUUUGAAGGACAAGAUGUUGAUCCGGUCGUAUACUCCGACCAAGCCUCUUCUCCCAGAUCCCAAGAAGGUCAAAAAAGACAAGGACCCGAAAGUCAAUGGUACGAAGCCAAGCAAGGAAGUUGUCAGCAUGCAAGACGGCCAAGGCACUUUCGAGCUCGUAGUAAAGACCUACUUUCCCACCACCGAGCAACCAGGCGGUGCAAUGAGCAACCUCCUCGACUGCAUGCCCCUCGGCGAAGAAGUCGAGAUCCGCGGACCAACAGGAGAAAUCGUGGAUAACGGCAACGGCCACUUCACAAUCUCAGACCAAGAAAUGACAUUUAAAAAGAUCUCACUGGUACUUGGCGGCUCAGGUAUCACCCCUGGAUAUGCGCUAAUUGCUCGAGCACUCCUGGGCCAGGGAGAGAACAUUCAAGUGCGUGUGGUUGAUGCGAACAAAAGUGAGAAGGACAUUCUCUUGAAAGAUGAACUUGACCAAUUUGAGAAGGAGAGCAAUUGUAGACUGAAGGUGACGCACGUUUUGAGUCAUCCGAGUGAGAGCUGGAAAGGAUUGAAGGGGCAUGUCAAUGCGGACAUCAUCAAGGAGAAGCUAUUCCCACCGGAGGAUGGCAGCGUGGUCUUUCUGUGUGGACCGCCUGGGAUGAUUCAGAAGGCUGCUUUGCCGGCGUUGAAAGAUUGGGGGUAUGAAGAGGAUAAGAAUAUGUUUGGUUUCUGA
This is a messenger RNA of Zasmidium cellare ATCC 36951, 3246 nucleotides long. RefSeq lists its product as uncharacterized. Lineage: Eukaryota; Fungi; Ascomycota; Dothideomycetes; Mycosphaerellales; Mycosphaerellaceae. Gene Ontology annotation, molecular function: oxidoreductase activity; molybdenum ion binding. The coding region runs from base 1 to 3246 and encodes 1081 amino acids. The record is from RefSeq and is a predicted model, not a curated record. The transcript has 2 exons.